Hipposideros armiger (great roundleaf bat) is the source of this 601-nucleotide messenger RNA. It is a transcript of the gene MRPL42, whose product is annotated as mitochondrial ribosomal protein L42. Lineage: Eukaryota; Metazoa; Chordata; Mammalia; Chiroptera; Hipposideridae. The coding region runs from base 185 to 571 and encodes 128 amino acids. The transcript is spliced from 5 exons. The record is from RefSeq and is a predicted model, not a curated record. Gene Ontology annotation, cellular component: mitochondrial large ribosomal subunit.
UGCCCCGCAGGCCAGGGAGGCGCGGGGAACGGGGUUUUGUAGGACCCGGCUUGAGGCAAGAUGGCAGGCUCGCGGUGAGCAGCUGUCCAGGGAUGAAAAUAGGUAUGCCCAGAAGCAAAUUUGGAAGGUAGUUUUCCUUCAAAUCAUCUUUUUUCAUACCACCUGAUAAGCAUCCUGAUUCACCAUGGCGUUAGGAGCAGUAAAACGGGCGCUAUCAAACAGAUCUAUCUUGAAAUAUUUAUUCCCAACUCAAAAUGGAGCUUUUUAUUGUGCUGGUCAUAAAUCCACAUAUUCUCCUCUUCCAGAUGACUAUAAUUGCAAAGUAGAACUUGCUUUGACAUCUGAUGGCAGGACAAUAGUAUGCUACCACCCUUCUGUGGAUAUUCCAUAUGAACACACAAAACCUAUCCCUCGGCCAGAUCCUGUGCAUAAUCAUGAAGAAACACAGGAUCAAGUGCUAAAAACCAGACUGGAAGAAAAAGGUGAACACAUUGAGGAAGGACCUAUGAUAGAACAACUGAGCAAGAUGUUCUUUACCACUAAGCACCGUUGGUAUCCUCGUGGACAGUAAGUUCUGUUUUUUUUUCCUCCAUUCCCACUA